Capronia epimyces CBS 606.96 is the source of this 1320-nucleotide messenger RNA. RefSeq lists its product as uncharacterized. Bases 1 to 1320 code for a protein of 439 amino acids. The record is from RefSeq and is a predicted model, not a curated record. Gene Ontology annotation, cellular component: mitochondrion. The transcript has a single exon. Lineage: Eukaryota; Fungi; Ascomycota; Eurotiomycetes; Chaetothyriales; Herpotrichiellaceae. Gene Ontology annotation, biological process: L-valine biosynthetic process; L-leucine biosynthetic process. Gene Ontology annotation, molecular function: branched-chain-amino-acid:2-oxoglutarate transaminase activity.
AUGGCUCCAAUAGCAGUCACUCCCCUCUCUCCCCCUUCGCCCACGUUGGACAACACAUCCAAGUUGACAAAAGCCGGCGCGGAGACCAUCCUUUCAAAGACCAUUUCGAACGGCUCGCCAGCCGUUGCUGAUCUGGAUGCCUCGAAACUCAUCUUCACCAGGAACUUGAGCCCCAAAAACGUGGUAGCCCCAAAUUCACCGGAAGUAUGGAGUCAGAACUACACGAGCGAUCAUAUGCUCACGGUGCGUUGGACCGAGCAAUCGGGGUGGGAGGCGCCUGAGAUUCGACCGUAUGGACCACUUUCCCUCAUGCCAACCGCCUCUGUCUUCCACUACGCUACCGAGUGCUUCGAAGGAAUGAAAGCAUACAGAGGCUUUGAUGGCAAGGUACGAUUGUUCCGCCCCGAAAGGAACGCGAGGCGAUUUCUCCAGUCGGCCACUCGGAUCGCGCUCCCAGGCUUCCCGCCCGAAGAAUUCUUGAAGCUCCUGAAGAAGUUUGUUGGUGUUGAAGCUCCCAAAUGGGUCUCGGAGCCCGGACAGUUCAUCUACCUCAGACCGACGAUGAUUGCCACCGCGCCGGCCAUAGGCAUCCAGAGGCCUCGUGAAGCACUGCUCUAUGUCAUGAUGGUCAUGAUGCCGUCUCUGGGCGACCCGUCUGCCGUACCUCCGAGUGUGACCGCUUCAGCCGGAACCGGAUCCGGCCAGGCGCCAGAAGCGAAGCGUCUGGCUGCAGCAGGCAUGCGCCUCCUUGCGUCCCGACACGACAUGAUCCGCGCGUGGCCCGGCGGGUUUGGGAGCGCCAAAGUUGGCGCCAACUACGGGCCGACGCUGGUGGCCCAAGGCGAAGCUCGAGCCCGUGGCUACGAUCAGAUCCUGUGGCUCUUUGGCGACGAGUGUUUCGUCACCGAAGCCGGAGGGAGCAACUUCUUCGUUUUGUGGAAGACGGCCCAAGGCCGCACGGAACUCAUCACCGCCCCGCUUGGCGACGGCGUCAUCCUCGAGGGCGUGACACGCGCCAGCGUCCUGGAUCUCGUGCGUCGCACCAGGCCCGACGUCGACGUCGUCGAGAGGAAGUUCACCAUGCACGAAAUCGUCCAGGCUGCUGACCAAGGCCGCUUGAUCGAGGCGUUCGGCGCCGGCACCGCCUUCUUCAUCUCGCCCUGCUCCGACAUCCAUUUCCGCGGUGUCGAUGUCUCGCUCCCCCUUGCCAAGGGAGUCACUGCCGACUUUGCUCGGGCGAUCAGACAGGCCUUGAAAGAUAUCAUGUAUGGCAGCCAACAGCAUGAGUGGGGUGUUGUUGUGGAGGAGGAGAAGAUUUGA